AUGAAAGUGUUUAAUCUUAGACUUUCCGACAUUAUCCAUAGAUCUCUUGUAGUUUUUUUAUCUGGAUUGAGCGUCUAUGGAACAGUGAAUGUUGGUUAUCUGCUUUAUAAAAGGAAGAAAAAAUUAAAGAUUAUUGAAGAUCAAAUUCGAGAAGGGCUUUUACCACCAACACCUGUAAAGAAAUCUACGUCUCAUGAUAAACAUGUUUAA
Pneumocystis murina B123 is the source of this 210-nucleotide messenger RNA. RefSeq lists its product as hypothetical. The transcript has 3 exons. Bases 1 to 210 code for a protein of 69 amino acids. Lineage: Eukaryota; Fungi; Ascomycota; Pneumocystomycetes; Pneumocystales; Pneumocystaceae. The record is from RefSeq and is a predicted model, not a curated record.